This is a messenger RNA of Herpailurus yagouaroundi (jaguarundi), 782 nucleotides long. Its product is annotated as cryptic protein-like. The record is from RefSeq and is a predicted model, not a curated record. Bases 1 to 570 code for a protein of 189 amino acids. The transcript has 5 exons. NCBI's taxonomy places the organism in Eukaryota, Metazoa, Chordata, Mammalia, Carnivora, Felidae.
AUGAGUCACAAGUACCAGUGGAGGUCUGGUUAUCAAAGAGAGAAACAUAAAGGUAACAGAGAAGAAAUCAACAAUGCUACAGUCCAAAAGCUCCUGCAGAAAACACUCAACUGGACCCUGAAUAAUUUUGGGGAGGUGAAUGCAAGCACCAAUGGCUGGAGGCCCCAGAAUUCACGUCCCUACUUUCCGGAUCUCCAACAGCAGCCAGGCGACUCCCCCACAGGUGAGCCCCAGCUGCUGCGCUGCUGCAGUAACGGCGGCACCUGCGUGCUGGGCAGCUUCUGCGUGUGCCCCGCCCACUUCACCGGCCGUUACUGCGAGCACGACCAGAGGCACAGCGAAUGCGGCUCGGUGAAGCAUGGAGCCUGGACCUUCCUCGGCUGCCGCCUUUGCAGGUGUGUUUUCGCAGCCCUGCACUGCCUCCCCCGCCAGACACCCGGCAGCUGCGACCUGGAAGACUUUCUUGCUGCAAGGUCUAAUGGAGAAAGAACACAACACAUACUGAGUGUUCUCUUCCUCCUCCCCUGCUUGCUCGUACAAAGCAUCCUUAGUGAAGCGGGAGACUCCUGACUGGAUCUUAGAGGACCUAACUCGCAGUUCCACACCGGAAGAGCCUUGGUGUUCCCAGCACAAGCUUGAGCAAGCAUGGUUCUCUGUGGGAAAGCCAGGGCUGUGCAUCCACAUCGUUUUCUGUGUUGUAGGUAAUAGAUUUGUUUCAUUUCCUAGAACUGAAGCAUUAGGUGAAUAUUUUUAUUGUUUAAUAAAUAUUUUCAUGAAACAGA